CGUCGGAUCCACAACACGAACACAAUCGACGGAUUAACGUCUGACGGUUUAGAGGUGGUUUGGUUUUGCUGUUUUUCUGGGAUGAAACGGGGGUAAUCAUGCGCAGGAUCGUCCGUGUUGUUGAUCUGGAGUUAAAGAUCGGGAUGUCGGAUGAGGACUCGAGGGCCAGCUCUAGUUCAUCAUCCUCCUCUUCAUCCUCCUCCACCCAUCAGCAGCAGGAGAAAGACACACCUGGGAAAAAGAGAGAUAAAGCCAACAUGAGCAAGACCUCCAAACUCCUCUCCACCAGCGCCAAAAGGAUUCAGAAAGAGCUAGCUGACAUCAUGCUGGACCCCCCACCCAACUGCAGUGCCGGCCCUAAAGGAGACAACAUCUAUGAGUGGAGGUCCACUAUCCUGGGUCCCCCGGGGUCCGUGUAUGAGGGAGGAGUGUUCUUCCUGGACAUCGCUUUCACGCCGGACUACCCCUUCAAACCACCCAAGGUGACGUUUCGCACGAGGAUCUACCACUGCAACAUCAACAGUCAGGGCGUGAUCUGUCUGGACAUCCUGAAGGACAACUGGAGCCCGGCACUCACCAUCUCCAAAGUGCUGCUGUCCAUCUGCUCUCUCCUCACGGACUGUAACCCCGCUGACCCGCUGGUAGGAAGCAUCGCCACGCAGUACACCACCAACAGACCCGAGCACGACAGGAUAGCCAAACAGUGGACCAAACGCUACGCCACAUGAUCCCUCCGAGUGUGUGUGUGUGUGUGUGUGUGUGUGCGGGGGCGGGGGGUCUGGGCAGAUACAGGGGGGGUUUUAUGAUGGAAUUUAAAUUCAAUUUAAAUUUCAAUUAUUUCGUCUUUCCCAGCUUUGAUUUGUUGUUGUGUUUGUUUCCCGUGGCUCAAGUAGCAUCAUGAUUUGACAAAAAUGGAUCUUAAUGUGUUUUCUUUGCCGCCUUGUUGUAAAUCUUUUUUUGAAGCUUUGUCAUUCUUGUCAAAUUAAAUCACGGCACGAGCCUUUAGCGAGAUUGUUCCAUGUAUGUAUUUUCCCCACCAAUAUUAAAGUGGAAGUUGGUGUA
Messenger RNA from Pimephales promelas (fathead minnow), 1062 nucleotides. Lineage: Eukaryota; Metazoa; Chordata; Actinopteri; Cypriniformes; Leuciscidae. The record is from RefSeq and is a predicted model, not a curated record.